GUUCUGUUUCCUGUGCCAGAAAUAUUUAGAGAACUUAUUUCCUGGAAUGGCCACCAGAGAGGGCUACCUCUACAUCAAGUCUUACUUUCCUUUUUUGUGUGUUUUGUUCCUUUUGCAGGAGAACUAUGUGCAAGCAGAAUUGGAUGCUUCUAAAGCUAUAGAAGCUGAUGGGCAUGAUGUCAAGAGCCUUUUCCGUCGCAGCCAAGCUCUCCAGAAACUGGGUUGUCUUGAUCAGGCUGUCAUGGAUUUAAAGAGGUGUAUGAGUUUGGAACCCAGAAACAAGGCUUUCCAGGAGGCUCUGCGCAAUCUUGGCAGCAGCAUGCAUGAAAAGAUGACAGCUAUGUCCUGUACUGACUCUAAGGUGGAGCAGAUGUUUAAGUUGCUGCUUGACAAUGAAGAAAAAGAUCUGGACAAGAAACAAAAGGCAGCUCAAAACCUGAUAGUUCUUGCUCGUGAGGAACCCGGCGCUGAGAAGAUUUUUCAGAGUGAUGGAGUGCGACUGUUGCUGAAACUCUUGGAUACAGGCCGGUUGGAUAUGAUAUUGGCUGCUGUGCGGACCCUGACAGGCCUUUGCCAAGGGCAUCGCUCUCGGACAAUGGCGAUCCUUGCUGAACUGGGUCCUGAGCGCCUUUUUGCUGUUCUUGAGCUGGAGGAUGAGCAGGUCUCACUGGCCACAUACAAUCUGCUGCAGGUCAUGUUUGACGCACUCAAGGAAGGUCUGCAGAAAGAUGUACAUGGCAAGAAGGAAGCUCUGGUGCCAGAUACGUCCAAAGAGCUAAAGUUUCUCCUCAAGCAGCUUCUGGAGGCCCUGACUCGGGAGAACAUUUCUGCCUAUGGCCGGGACAGCAUCCUCAACUUACUGAUCACUGUAGUGCCUCGGAAGUCACUGCAGGACCCCAACAACUGCUUGACUCUUUGGGUCAUCGACCAGGGUCUCAAGGCGAUUCUGGAUGUUGGGGGCACCGUGAGGCACAGUCCAGGGAGCCUGCGUGUGACAGAGAACACACAAAUGAGUGCAGCCGUCUUGCUCAACAAGCUUUAUGGGGAUUUGAAGUGUGACAGUGAGCGGGAGAAUUUCCACCGGCUCUGUGAGGACUACGUCAGGAACUGGUUUGAGGACCAGGGUGUGCUUGGAAAGCUCCGGGCCAUCCAGACAGCUUCCUGCCUUCUGCGAGGCCCAGCAGAAGCUGGGAACCGGGUGCUGGAGCUGAAUGGCAUAAUGGAAAGCAUUCUGGCCUUGUGUGCUUCGUCCCGGGAAGCUGACCAGCUUGUAGCUGUAGAGGCCCUGAUCCAUGCGUCUGACAAGGCCAAGCGCGCCACAUUCAUUACUACCAAUGGUGUCACACUGCUCAAGGAGAUCUACAAGCACAGUGAGCGUGACAGCAUUCGCAUCCGUGCCCUGGUGGGUCUCUGCAAACUGGGCUCAGCUGGAGGCACAGAUUUCAGCAUGAAGCAGUUUGCUGAAGGUUCCACCCUGAAGUUGGCCAGGCAGUGCCGCAAGUGGCUGUGCAACGAGGCCAUGGAUGUUGGCACUCGGCACUGGGCUGCUGAAGGCCUGGCAUUCCUCACCUUGGACGCAGAUGUCAAAGAGGAACUCCUGGAGGACAAGGCAGCUCUACAAGCUCUGUUCCUCCUUGCGAAGUCUGAGAAUCGGAGUUCGCUGUUUGCAGUGGCCUCUACACUGGUGAACUGCACCAAUAGCUACGACCAAGAAGAACCUGACCCACAGAUGGUAGAGCUUGCGAAGUAUGCCAAGCAACACAUCCCUGAAAAGCACCCAAAGGACAAGCCAGAAUUUGUGCGCCAGCGGGUGCAGAAGCUGCUAGCUGCUGGUGUGGUUUCAGCACUCACUUGCAUGGUGAAGAACGAGAGCCCUUCCCUCAGCCCAGCCUGCCGUGAGCUUAUCUCCAGGGUUUUUUUGGCUCUAGUGGAAGAUUCAGAUGACAGAGGCGCAGUGGUGGCUGCCGGAGGGGGAAAGGCUCUCAUCCCUUUGGCCCUGGAAGGCACUGAAACAGGGCAGACCAAGGCAGCCCAAGCUCUAGCCAAGAUCACCAUCACGACGGCUCCAGAGAUGGCCUUCCCGGGCGAGAGGGUCUAUGAGGUGGUCCGGCCGCUGGUGAGUCUCCUGCAUUUGAACUGCACCAGCCUGCAGAACUUCGAGGCUCUGAUGGCUCUCACAAACCUGGCCGGGACUAGUGAACGCCUCAGGCAGAAAAUUGUCAAGGAAAAGGCUGUGCCGUUGAUUGAGGGCUACAUGUUUGAGGAGCAUGAAAUGAUCCGUGUGGCAGCCACAGAGUGCAUGUGCAACAUGGCCCUAAGCCUAGAGGUAGCCAAGUUGUUUCUUGCUGAAGGCAGUGACCGGCUCAAGCUGAUAGUUCUGUAUAGCGGGGAGGAGGAUGAGCGGCUCCGGCAGGCCGCUUCAGGGAUGCUUGCCGUGUUAACAUCACUGCUGCCCGAGAUCUGUGUCCGGAUUCCUCAAGUGACUGCUGCUUGGCUGGAGAUCUUGCAGGCUCUGCUACUCAGCCCCAGCCCAGAACUUCAGCACCGUGGCGUUGUGGUGGUGAGGAACAUGGUGGCCGUCGACAAGGAGCUGGCGACCAAGCUCAUGGAGAGUGAGAUGCUGGAGAUCCUGUCUUCUGUCAUGGCUGGUGUGAAGGACAGGCCCCAGGUGGCCCAGAUCGCCAAGGAGUGCCUGGCUCAAGCCGAAGCCUACAACUUGAUCAAGCCCAACUCAGCUCGUGGGCAGUGAGAGCCGGACUGCUGCCUCUCUGCUUGGUGGACACGCUGCUGCUGCUGGUGGGCACUGGGGGGGACUCGUGGUACUAUGGUUUCUGCGACCAAGGAAAGAGUCAGCAAGCGAUCCACUGUGAGCUCACUGGAAGCACUCCUGGUGGCUCCAGCUGCCACUUUCUGAUCUUCUGACUUUUGUGAAGGUGGUGUUGCACAGCAGGCCCUUCCAGUGCAAUGGGUUGCUGCUCUUCCUCGUCUCUUUAUGUUCUCGCUGGAAACACAGUGGGAGUGAGCUGACACAGAACUGGGAGGCCUGGAGGUCCGUUGAGCUGCAUGGCCUGCCUUUUGUUGCUGCUGAAAGUCACAGCCUUCCACUGCCUUAGUACCUGCUCAGUGGCCUAUGACUUCAGGGCAGGGGAAAUAGCUUUAAACUGCCACACUGCUCUUUUCUGUUUCAUUCCUACUUCUUGCAUUCAAUUAUAUUAGCAUUCCCUAUGGCAAAGAGGGUGGCCGUUAUAACCAAAGAUAUAUGGGAUGUAAUGUGAGUCAUCAUAUUCAAUGAAUCUGGGAAAAAUGCAAAUGAACAAUAGUUCUCAAAAAGCACAAGACAUUCAGCACCCGACCCCCAACUAUUGCAAAGGGGUUUGCAUGUGGGUUGGAAAGUGACACUGGGACAAAGUGCCUGUUUCUUUUUGUGCAAGGUGUUGUGGCAUUAAAUUCCUUCUUCAGAAGCUGUCUAAAUCAUGAAAGUGUAUAUUAGUUUUAUAAGGCUACUUAAGAUAGAAAGCACAAAAAGUAUGGUAGGCUAAUAAACUACAUUGCAUUCAUCAUUCUCCCUAGCACUUUAAGAUAUGAGUUUUUAUUUAAAAUUUUAAUAUAUUAAAAGUUUAUAUAACAGAA
Pogona vitticeps (central bearded dragon) is the source of this 3630-nucleotide messenger RNA. NCBI's taxonomy places the organism in Eukaryota, Metazoa, Chordata, Lepidosauria, Squamata, Agamidae. The record is from RefSeq and is a predicted model, not a curated record.